Molecule: messenger RNA, 261 nt
Organism: Suillus fuscotomentosus
Lineage: Eukaryota; Fungi; Basidiomycota; Agaricomycetes; Boletales; Suillaceae
Exons: 2
Coding region: 1-261 (86 amino acids)
Source: RefSeq, a predicted model, not a curated record
AUGCUCGUGUUUGAAGACAACACCAUAUGUCUUGAACUACCUCUCAAGUACCCAGAAAUGAUACAGGUCACGUUCAUUCCAGACUUACCUGGGCCUCUUACGAUCAAAAUCGUACCGUCCACUUGCACAACCACGAAAUCUCCUGAGAUGCCCAAGGACAAACAUCCAAACUCGCGAACUUUUAUUUGCCCAGCAAUAGAUGACUCUCCCAACAUGCCCUCCACCAUGCCCUCCAGCGAGUCCUUCGCCAUACAAACCUAG